AUGUGUAAAUUCUUCGACGUGUUCGGUAUCGCGUUGUCGAUGAACAUCCUGAUUUGUAUCUCAUUGGAUCGAUUUUAUUCAAUAUUCUUCCCACUUUAUGCUAUGCGAGCACAAAAAAGCGUUCAGAAGAUGGUGUUAGCAGCAUGGAUCACUUCGUUCGCUACAAGUGCACCACAGUUCUACCUCUUCAAAACUGCUACUCAUCCGUGCUACCCGACAUACACACAAUGCGUCUCGAGAAAUCUCGUCAAUGAAAUAUCAACAGGGGUAGUGUUCUAUUUUUCAAUACUGAACAUCGUGCAAGUAUACUUUUUUCCGUUAAUCGUAACAGUUGUCUGUUAUUCACUGAUACUCUGGAAGAUCUCUGAGGAAUCGGCCACUAAGAAAAAAGAAGGUAGUUACUCGUUACUACGACGCAGUGGUCUACAAACGCUUCAACGUGCGAGGAGUAGAACACUUAAGAUGACGUUCGUGAUCGUGCUAGCGUUCAUUUGCUGCUGGACGCCAUACGCAAUCAUGAUGUUUCUGCACUUUCUCACCGAGACGGACUGGAUACCGAAAGACGUCCGGAAGUUCAUCUACGCGUUUGCCGUGUUUAACUCGGCGAUAUCUCCCUAUCUUUAUGGCUAUUUUUCAUUUGAUGUGAAAAAAGAACUCAAGUUGCUGUUCAGUUGCUCUCGCAAUAUCGCAUCAGAAGUUCAUGCUACUUCUUCGAUAAACACCAGCAGGUUUCCGAAAUUCAAGACUAAUUCUUUAACGAAUUCACAACUAUGUGAGGUCUAA
Messenger RNA from Angiostrongylus costaricensis, 783 nucleotides. The record is from the annotation of a GenBank genome assembly. NCBI's taxonomy places the organism in Eukaryota, Metazoa, Nematoda, Chromadorea, Rhabditida, Metastrongylidae.